AUGCUUGCGAAACAUCUAGAUAGUAAAGAUACAAGUACAACCAGGGAUUUAUUGCCCCUAAAUCGUAAAAAUGUUUCGAAAUAUCUAUGGCAGCAUUAUGGGCGAACUAUAAUGAAAUGCUUUUGGGAUCUGGUCGGGUUGCAACAGAUAUUAUCGGAUGCUUUACGUUAUCCCACAUCUAAUUCUCGAUCGACAAUAAACGCCUUUGAUUUAAAACAAAUAACAAAUAACACUAAAAAUCGACGACAUACAUUUCCCCAAAAACAUAUCAACGAUUCACGGACCAAUGACAAUAAUAUUUCACAAGUAUCUGUUUCAAAUGUGGUUAUGUUAGCUGCUAAUGAUGAGGAUGAUGAUUUUAUCAUACAAAAACAACGUCCAUCACAACAGCCAGUCAAAAGAAAAUCAAAAAUUUCAACAAUAACAAUAACAAAACGAAAAACAAAAUAUUUAUUUGAAGAUGUUGUACCAGUACAAUCGUGGUCAUCGUACAAUGAUAAUUUUUGUGAUCCAUAUGGGUUAGUUGGUGGUGCAACAGCAAAUAGAAAUCAACCAAACUGGUUAAAUUUACCAGCUGAAAUUUAUCAACAAAUAUUUUCGUAUAUACCAGUUAAACAAUUAUUAACUCAAGUUCAGUGUGUUUGUCAAGCAUGGAAACAAAUUGUGAAUGAUGAAAAUUUUCUUUGCUGGGCAAAAAUAUUUUUAUGUUAUGAACAUGAAGAAAAAACAGCAUUGACAAAAAUUGAACGUCUCUAUUCAGUGAAUAAUGCAAAUCAUGAUAAUAUCUUGGAAAUUAUUUUAAACGAGGGUACAAAGAUCAGUGAACCAAUAAAUGAAGAUCCGUGCACAAUUCGAUUUAAACUCAAACAUUUUGUCUUGGAACAAUUAAAUAAAAAAUUGAAAAAACAUUCAAUGUAUGAUUAUGUUAUUGAUUUGUUGUCUAAAAACAAAGAUAAUAAAUACGAAAUUAAAUAUUUUACAUCAAAAUUUUUCAAUCCUGUUUGUACAACAAUAGCUAUAUGUAUACUAGCUGAAAAUGUGCAUUCUGUUCGUCAGUUAUUACGUUUAUGGUUUUGUUCAAUGUCAACGACCAAUAUGAAAUAUGAAACUAUCAUUGAUUUAUUCUAUUAUUUGUUGACAUUAUUUACCGGUGCUAGACGUUUGUAUGACGUAGUACAAUUUCGAUAUCCGUACAUGUUGUACUAUUGUUUGAAAGAAAUGGAAGAUUCUGUUUUAAAUCAGUUUAAUUCAAUUGGACAAUAUAUAUCAAAUAUGUAUCAUUCUUUAUUUUUAUUUAUUAAAAGUUUAUCAACUCUUCAAUUAACGGAACAACAAGAAACAAUAUUAUGUCAUGAUCUAGAGUACAAUGAAACAAUUAAAAUACAUGCCUUUGCAGGAACGGGUAAAACAACAACGCUUAUAGCCUAUGCUGCGCGACGUAUGGAUGAAACUUUUUUGUACAUUGCUUAUAAUAAAGCUAUUCAAACUCAUGCAGAAACGAUAUUCCCGAGUAAUACAUCAAAUACAGCAAAUCAAACUGCUAGUCAACUUGUGUUAACAGCAGAAGAAAAGAGUAAUAUCGCUGCUGAUGCUGAUACUGUGUGGGCAAUAAUGAAAGAUGCUAAAGAUAAUCGUGUUUUGAUGACACAUGAUGGCUAUCUGAAACUUUAUCAAUUAUCAAAGCCAAAGAUUUUAACGUUCGAUUGCAUAUUUGUUGAUGAAGCACAGGAUUUAACACCUGCCGUAAUUGAUAUAAUUAAUAAUCAAGGUGUUUCGAAAAUAUUAGUCGGUGAUCGUCAUCAACAAAUUUAUGCAUUUCGAGGCGCUGUGGAUGCUAUGAGUAAAAUGGAAUCGAUCGUAACAUUUUAUUUAACUAAAAGUUUUCGAUUUGGCUAUGAAAUUGCAUUCGUUUCAAAUUUAGUAUUACAAAAGUUUUGCAAUGAAACAAAAUAUCUUGUUGGAAAUGAUCGUUCAUGUUUUAUUGAUGGUCGAUCUUCAUCUCUGACACAUGGUCAACAACACCUACCUCAACAAAAAGCCUAUUUAUUUCGUACAAAUUUUGCUCUAUUCAAUUUUGCUGUUAAAUUGAUAUUUGAAAUGAAUAUAUCAAACGUCGGAUUUGUUGGCGGUUUUGAUAGUUAUGCGUUCGAUCGAAUUUUGAAUAUUUAUUUUUUGUGGUUAGAUCCAGAAGAGAGACGACGACGAGCUUAUCGAAUUAAAGAUCCACAAUUAGUGAAUUUUCAAUCGUUUAGAUCAGGGGAGUGA
Messenger RNA from Didymodactylos carnosus, 2265 nucleotides. NCBI's taxonomy places the organism in Eukaryota, Metazoa, Rotifera, Eurotatoria, Philodinida, Philodinidae. The record is from the annotation of a GenBank genome assembly.